Rhinolophus ferrumequinum (greater horseshoe bat) is the source of this 1200-nucleotide messenger RNA. RefSeq names its product CD28 molecule (gene CD28). Gene Ontology annotation, cellular component: external side of plasma membrane; membrane. Bases 114 to 779 code for a protein of 221 amino acids. The transcript is spliced from 4 exons. The record is from RefSeq and is a predicted model, not a curated record. Gene Ontology annotation, biological process: T cell activation; T cell receptor signaling pathway; positive regulation of T cell proliferation. NCBI's taxonomy places the organism in Eukaryota, Metazoa, Chordata, Mammalia, Chiroptera, Rhinolophidae.
GCAAGUUGCAGGUGGCCGUGACUCUCAGGCCUCAGUAGGUGCAUCUUCAGCCCACUUCACACUUUGGGCUCCUCGGGGAGGAGGGGCUGCCGCCCUGGCCCACUGUUAGCACAAUGAUCUUGAGGCUGCUCCUGGUUCUCAACUUCUUCCCCUCAAUUCAAGUAACAGAUAACAAGAUUUUGGUGAAACAGUCACCCAUGCUUGUGGUGAACAACAAUGCGGUCAACCUCAGCUGCAAGUAUACCUACGAUCUCUUCUCAAAGGAGUUCCGGGCAUCCCUUUAUAAGGGAGUAGAUAGUGCUGUGGAAGUCUGUGUUGUGCAUGGAAACUACUCCCAUCAGCUUCAUUUUCAAUCAAAUACAGGAUUCAACUGUGAUGGGAAAUUGGACAAUGAAACAGUGACAUUCUGCCUCUGGAAUUUGUAUGUUAACCAAACGGAUAUUUAUUUCUGCAAAAUAGAGAUCAUGUAUCCUCCUCCUUACAUAGACAAUGAGAAGAGCAACGGAACUAUUAUCCAUGUGAAAGAGAAUCAUCUUUGUCCAGCUACCCAGUUGCCUGACUCAUCUAAGCCAUUUUUGGCACUGGUGGUGGUUAUUGGAGUCUUGGCUUUCUAUAGCGUGGUAGUAACAGUGGCUCUUUCUACUUGCUGGAUGAAGAAUAACAGGAACCGUGUCCUUCAGAGUGACUACAUGAACAUGACCCCCCGGAGGCCAGGGCUCACGCGCAAGCACUACCAGCCCUAUGCCCCAGCACGCGACUUUGCAGCCUACCGCUCCUGACACGGACGCCUAUCCAGAUGCGAGCCGGCUGGCACCACUUCACCUGCUCAACACCACUGCUCUGGAUAGGAAAAGGACCACCUCGUCCUCAGCCGGCCACCUCAGGCCCCUGCGAGGCCACCCAUGCCAAUCUUUCUUGAAUGGCUAGACCAAAUAACGUCAUUUUGAGACUCUGAAACGAAGUUAACAAAUAUCACUGUGGCAUGCUAAAUCUUAUAGUGACAUGACCAAAAUUCACACUUACUAUGUAUUUAUUGACUUGAUUGAGCGGUUAGGAUAGGAAAAUAAAAAGUGAGUGAAUUCUGUGAGCCUUAAAAUCUGCUUCCAAUUUUACUCCUCUCUCACUCACCUGAACAUUGCGGUUAAGUGAAGUGUGAUAUCGAAGGACUUUUGAAGUGGAGAAGAAAUCAGUUGGCAAAUC